AUGAUUCGUUUUAUUUCUGCUUUGAAAAAGAGAAGACUUGAAAGAGAUCUGACAACUGCCACAGAAUGCGAAUCAGCAUCUGGUACACAACAAGCUCCAGUGGGAGCGAAAAGACUUCAACAACACCAUCGUUUCUUGGCCAGAGUCAAGGCAAUUUCGAAACGAGUGCUCCUUAAAGGAUCGAAGGUAUUAAAUGGGAAUGACUUGAGAGCGAUUAACACAACUUCCAGAGCACACAUCGAUGGAGAAAAUCUUGAACUUGUCCAGUCAGGGGGGGAAAGCGGAAGGACGUUCUUCGGAUUUGAGGAUUUACCAAUCGAACUUAGGCUCGCCAUUUUGGAACUGUAUCUCGAACAACCACGCAUUACAACAUUAAACUUCCAAUCAGACGCUAUAUUACAGUACCAUUGCAUCUGUGGAAGAAGAUUCCGUCUUACCUGUGGCUCUCUUCCACCGAUCUUACGUAUCAAUCAUGAAUAUCGGGAGACCUUUCUUGAACGUUUUACCAUUCCAGGAGUACCAAGAUCGCUGACGACUUUGAGCCUUCAGGAUGCACUACAUCAAGCUUACAAUCAAGAGCCUACUGUCUUGUAUGAUUCAUUAAUUGAACCAUCAUCAAGCGUAUUUCCCGUUUUUGCAACUCAUACGCGUAGAAACCUCCUUUACGAUCCUAAAGAUACCGUAUGGAUUCAAGGAGACUUUUGGCUCGAUGAAACCCGUCGAUCAACACUUGCUCGGUCUGUCUUUUAUGGUUUACAACAUCUCGCAAUCCCAUACAAGACUCGCAAACAGACGCUAUUCGAGCUGGAAGACAUGUGGGAUUUUGUCGGGUGCAUUAUCUCAACCUUUCCGGACCUGAAGACCAUCACCAUGGUAUUAGAUGUCGGAGAAGUAAUAGCGGAGAGACCUAUCUACACAGGCGAAAUCAACUUUAGUUCUCCUGCAUCAGUCAAAAUGGUUGUUGACGUUCCCGAUGAAGCUCCUCCUACGUCCCGUCAAACUCUCUCUCGAAUCUGGAGACAGGCGCUUGGCAAAACAGCACCAUCACCAGCAGUGCAAACUGAAAAUGAGCAUUGGACAGCAGAGCGAUUGGCAUACGAUGCGUGGCGUAUACUCAAUCAUAUCAAAGAACGCGCAAUCGUGAUCGGAUAUGACUUUCCUGUUAAUAGCUGGGAGACUCCACGCGAAGUGGCAGACUGGGUAGUACCUGCCGUCAGAGUCGUCACCGCACACUUGAGUACAGCGUCUAACGGUCGAAGAGAACAAGAGCCUACCAUUAAAUUACAAGAGUGGUAG
Messenger RNA from Sclerotinia borealis F-4128, 1296 nucleotides. The record is from the annotation of a GenBank genome assembly. NCBI's taxonomy places the organism in Eukaryota, Fungi, Ascomycota, Leotiomycetes, Helotiales, Sclerotiniaceae.